CGACGUUAAUCUUCAAAGAAGAAGGGAUCGUUUGCACAAGCCGUCUGAAACUGUAUGUGUUGUGGCGGACACCGAAGCUCUGAUCUCGGGAUCGGAAACCUCUUAGCAAUUACUCCGUACAACGCUAGCUCUAACUUCUCAUCUAAAAUAGUGCGUGCUUCUCAUGAGCGAUGUGCAAAUCGUCAUGGGAUUGGGAGUGUUGAUCAGCGGCUUCCACGGGUUACUCAGAACGCUGUCUGGAUAUCAUUGGUUAAUGAUAACCAACAUAGCUUGGUUUUCAGCAGUCACACAUCUCGGAGCAUUAUCCCACCUUCGCAACUAUUAUUACAUUCACAAAAGCCGCAGAUUAUGGAGAUCGCCGCUGAUCUUUUCCGUCGCUUUGAUGCUGGUCAUCACCAUGGCGAUCGGAUUUCCAGCCAGGAUCACAGAGAUUGAGGAUGGCAUCGGUGAUACCAAAACCUUGCCAAACACGCAUGUAAUUUGCUUCUGGUACAGUGAUGGGAAGUUUCGCCCCCCCCCCCCCGGAUUCAAUGGGACCCUCUUAUUGACACUGUCUUGUCUGCUUGUCUGAUCUUGCUGGGAUUCUUAUCGAGAUUUCUUAAGAGUAGCUUCGCGAUGUCCCGAAAGUUUCGUGACUUUCGAGAUAUCGUACGAGAGAAGGCAAGAGGUCUUUCAGACGGAGGAGGCUUCGAGCUUCGUACCACUUUCCGCAGACACCUUCACAAAUUCUUAAUUUCCCGCCCAAUCACUGCGCU
Colletotrichum godetiae is the source of this 755-nucleotide messenger RNA. RefSeq lists its product as uncharacterized. The record is from RefSeq and is a predicted model, not a curated record. The transcript has 2 exons. NCBI's taxonomy places the organism in Eukaryota, Fungi, Ascomycota, Sordariomycetes, Glomerellales, Glomerellaceae. Bases 164 to 571 code for a protein of 135 amino acids.